AUGGCCGCUCUCGGCAGCGCAGCCAUAGUUCCCCGAAACACCGCCGACGGCAUCUAUGCCGUGACCUUGGACGCCCGCGGCCAAGAGGUGCACACCCGCCUACCAGACGACGCCGAAUUGCCGCAAGACCUCAACCUCUCGGCCUACGACAAGCGGGAGGAGACGAAGAACACGCCCUGGAAGUCGGAGGACCUCAACACGUUCUGCACCUGCGGCAACGGCGCCGAUAAGCACGACACGGACGCGGCGGUGCAGGACCUCCAGUCCCAGCUAGGCCAAGGCAAGAAAUUCAACUACUUGUCCGUCUACUCCAAGAGGGGAGACGUGGUCGCUUUCGCCUGCAAGGAAGCCAAGCUCGAGUUCGCCGAGACGUCGGCCAAGGACGUGGAACUCAUCAUGGCCGAGGUGCGCUCGGCUUGCGGCGCGUACACGCCCGGGUCCGCCAACUUCAAGGUCAAGCGGGAUGGGACCAAUAGAGCCCUCACCUAUGGCUUCAUGAAGCUGGCGGACAAGGACGUGGAAUUCUGCAGAAUGGCGACGGCGUCGUACAAGGUCCCGAAAUGCAACCACCACUAA
Purpureocillium takamizusanense is the source of this 576-nucleotide messenger RNA. RefSeq lists its product as uncharacterized. NCBI's taxonomy places the organism in Eukaryota, Fungi, Ascomycota, Sordariomycetes, Hypocreales, Ophiocordycipitaceae. Bases 1 to 576 code for a protein of 191 amino acids. The record is from RefSeq and is a predicted model, not a curated record. The transcript has a single exon.